AUGGCAAGGGAGAAGGAAGAAGAUGAUGAGAUUGACGAGGAGAAAGAGGAUCCAAAGUGCCCGACAAUUCUGUUUACCGCGGCGGAAAAGUCUAAGUGGCGCCGAGAAUGGCGUUCGGCACUGGUAGUAAAGGGAUUAGGUAGAAGAGUCUCCUACAUGCCAUUGGCUCGCCGACUGAAUGCAAUAUGGGCUAGGCAUGGAGAGUUACAGAUCUCUGAUAUGCGGAACGGAUGUUUUUUAGUACGGUUUCGUAGCCAGAAGGACUAUGAAUGGGCGACGAUGGGUGGACCUUGGCUACUGGGAGAUACCUAUUUGACGGUUCAUAGAUGGUUUAAGGGUUUCAACCCGUGGAAAACGGUGGUGACAUCAACAAUGGUGUGGGCUCAAUUACCUGAGUUGCCAAUUGAGUUCAUCAACAAGGAAGCCGUGAUGAAGAUCGGUGAAUGGCUGGGCAGACCGGUACGUGUGGAUAGAGCGACUGAAUUAGGGGCCCGGGGAAAGUAUGCGAGAGUAUGUGUUGAAGUUGACCUGACGCAGCCGCUACUAUCACAGUUCAAGAUUGAGGGGGUCACAUACCUGGUACAAUAUGAGGGUUUGGAUGACCUUUGCACCUGCUGUGGGACGUACGGGAAGAGGGCUGGUACAUGUCAUUGUGCAAAGCUUAAUAAUGUGAUGGAUGUGGAGGGUAACGGGGAGGUGGAACCGGAGGUAAAGGAGGAUCCCACGCAUGGACAAACGUAUGGUGACUGGAUGAUUGUCAAACGGCGGGGGAGAGGUUUUGAUCGGAGUAAGGAGGAGGGAAGGGGGAAACGGAAGGACGAGUCAGGCUCUAAUAGAUUUCAGCAGUUGGUAACAGAGUCAUCCCAAAUGAUGAGUGGGGAAGGGGAGAAGGAGGCCGAUAAGGGGGACAAAGGAAGGGGAGAAGAGAAUGUAGAGAGAGAAGUUAAUGAGGUACGUGACCAGCCCCAUGCAGAGCCGCAUGCAAUACAAACCCCGGUGGGAUCUCAGGAUUCUCCAAAUGGAGUACCGCCGAAUAAGCAAGUGAUGGCCGCAAAAGAGGGAGCUGGAGGUCGAAAGGGUAAUGAGGUGAGAAGGGGGCAGGGUGCUCAGACCCAAAAUGGGAGCGUGGGUAAGGCAAAAGGGAAGAGUGAUGAUGGGAAGAAGUUGGAACAGAAGAAGGGGGAAAGUAAAAAUGGCCCAGGAGGUCGGAAAGAAUUGAGUGGGGAAACUCCACAAAAAGCUGAUGGUGCGGGGAACCGAUCCCCUUCGGUUGUUAAAUGA
This is a messenger RNA of Linum tenue, 1281 nucleotides long. Lineage: Eukaryota; Viridiplantae; Streptophyta; Magnoliopsida; Malpighiales; Linaceae. The record is from the annotation of a GenBank genome assembly.